UGAGCGUACUUAAAGUGCACUUUGGCAGGCCUCUCCAUCGGGACAUUGAACGUAAAUAUUUUCGACGUUGCUUGAUACUUUGGACAAACGGAUUGAGUGCCGGUCGGUUAAAGUAGUUAUAAUCUUAAAUAAAGAAGAGUGGUAAUCUCUGGACCCCUCCGAGGGAAGGAGGAGCUGAGAGAAUCUCUGCCGAGUCGUACGAUUCAAGAAAUAAAAUAAGUGGGAGUGAAUGAUAGCUGACGAGAGUAGAAUGGAGUGGAUACGUAACAGAUUCGAGUGAAAGCUGUGCGAAGAUUGUGAGAGAGUGAGCUAGUGGUGUCCAUGGAGCACGAAAGAGCAUCAUAAAAGCCUUGACAGAGCGGUGGUUUCAAAAGUUAUCGAUAAAAUGGGGAUAUUGCUAUUUUUUCUACUCUUUGUCCAUUGCCAUUUUGCGAGGCUGGGUGUAGACUCUGCAAAAGAUUUUCGAAGUACGCUGGGUCACUUGAGACCUCGAGCAUCGUCGGAAAUCCAAGCGAGGGCGGUGCACAAGUUGAUCGAAAGAUUCGUGGGUGAAAAAGCUACGUUGUUUGAGAUCGUCAUUGAUCCAGAAUUGGGACCUCCGGAAAAGGAUACGUUCAAAAUAUCGUCGACCCCUUCGGAUCUGAUACAGAUAUCCGGCACUUCGGGAGUCGCUGCAGCUUGGGGCUUCAAUUAUUAUUUAAAAAAGUUCUGCAACUCUCAUGUCGCGUGGGAAGGCUCGAGAGUCGACGUGCCAAGUGCUCUACCCCAAGUUGACGUUACUGUGACUUCGAACGACAAGUUUCGAUAUUACCAGAACGUAUGCACCGCGGGGUACAGUUCGACGUGGUGGCAAUGGGACCAGUGGGAGAAAAAUAUAGACUGGAUGGCCUUGAAUGGCAUCAAUUUGGCUCUCGCAUUCCAUGGUCAGGAAGCUAUUUGGCAAAGAGUUUACCUAGAAAUGGGAUUGACAGUCGACGAGAUAAAUGAACAUUUCGGAGGACCAGCGUUCUUACCAUGGGCCAGAAUGGGAAAUAUACGAGGCUGGGGUGGCCCUUUGAGUCCUUCCUGGCACGAGUUAACUCUUCAGCUUCAGCACCGCAUACUCACCCGAAUGAGAGAGCUCGGCAUAAUUCCUGUACUUCCAGCAUUUGCUGGCCACGUUCCACGUGCUUUGACCAGAAUAUAUCCGAGCGCCAAUGUUACGAAAAUCGAAAAAUGGAACAAAUUUGCUGACAAAUACUGCUGUCCGUUUUUGUUGGCACCCACGGAUCCCCUUUUCAAAACAGUCGGAAGUCAAUUUUUGCGCAAGUAUAUCGAUGAGUUUGGGACCGAUCACGUCUACAAUUGCGACACCUUCAAUGAGAAUGAGCCCCCCGCCAGUGAUCUUGCAAGUUUGCGGAACAUCGGCCAAGCUGUAUUCAACACGAUGACAGACGUCGAUCCUCAAGCGAUUUGGCUGAUGCAAGGAUGGUUGUUUGUUCACGAAAUGUUAUUCUGGACUGAACCACGUGUCGAGGCUUUUGUGACGUCUGUGCCUAUCGGCAAAAUGAUAGUCCUGGAUCUACAAUCGGAGCAGUUUCCUCAGUACGCGAGGCUCGAGUCGUAUUUCGGCCAACCGUUCAUCUGGUGCAUGCUCCAUAAUUUUGGAGGCACUUUAGGGAUGUUUGGCUCCGCAGAAAUUGUCAAUGAGAGAACUUUCGAAGCUCGUACGAUGAACGACAGCACCAUGAUCGGAACGGGUCUGACGCCAGAAGGCAUAAACCAAAACUACGUUAUUUACGAGCUCAUGAACGAAAUGGGUUACAGGAAGAAACCAGUUAAUUUGAUCCAAUGGUUUGAAGAUUACUCCACGCGAAGAUAUGGUUCGAGUAACGAAGCCUCCCUGGCAGCCUGGCGAGUUUUGAGUCGAACGGUUUAUCGUUUUUCCGGUAUCCAGAGAAUCAGAGGUCACUAUGUGAUUACGAGACGACCCAGUUUGAAGAUCAAUACUUGGACUUGGUACAACCCAGAAAGCUUUUAUGUGGCUUGGGACAAUUUAACGAGUGCUCGAGACGACAUGUCGAGCAGCAUAUUUUACAAGCACGAUUUAAUUGACGUAACGAGACAAGCCUUACAGCUAAAAGCUGAAGAUAUUUAUCUACAAAUUAAAGAUGCAUAUGCCAAGAAAAAUUUAACUUCACUACGAUCAAACUCGUUUUUAUUGCUGGAUGUGUUCGACGAUCUCGAGAAAAUAUUGGCAUCCAGCGAGAAUUUUCUGCUAGGAAAAUGGUUGAGGGAUGCCAAAUCACUAGCGACGAAUCCGGAAGAAUCGAAUCAGUAUGAAUAUAACGCGAGAAAUCAGAUUACACUCUGGGGACCGAGGGGAGAAAUUCGAGACUAUGCGAACAAACAAUGGUCCGGUGUUAUCGUGGAUUAUUUCAAACCACGUUGGUCAUUGUUUCUCGGUACUCUCGUCGUAUCCUUGAUGGAGAAUAAACCGUUCAAUGAGAGCGAGAUCAAUCGUGCGAUGUUUCGUAGAGUUGAGGAACCAUUUACAUUCAGCAGAAAAAUGUAUCCAGUAAAACCUCAAGGCAAUUGCGUCGACGUCGCUGUGGAGCUGAAUAAGAAGUGGAGAAAAGUGGUUAUCGGCAAACCUCGUAAUAAAAGGGGCAAAGGAGUUUCGAGAUCGAAGAAGGUUGGACGAAUGUGACAAACAAAUUUACUCAUACUCCAGUCACUCUGACAUUUCAUGGUACCAAUUGAAUAUUCCUUAGCCUUUUUUCGAUCCUCAUUUCAAUGAAUUAAUGAUCAUUCAUUGAAGUAUGAAAAUAAAAUCAUGAUAAAGUUACUUUUCUACUGACAUUAAUUACAAUCGCUCAGCAGAAAGAAUAUUCGAGUUCGACUGUUUAGAAAUUCUUCAUGAAUCACAGUUCUAAUUAGUUUUACCGAUUUUUCUAAUCUGCCAGAGUGACGAACCACUUUCUUCACUUUUUAGAGUUGUUUUUCUCUCAACUAUCAAAACUUUAAACAUUUUUUCACACAAAACGAAUUAUUUCAGUAGUCAUUGCAGCUAUUUUCAGACGUCUACUGAAUCUCUUCCGAGGCAUGAUUCCGCUAUCAAUUUUUUAAUUAUGCGAUCCCCACAGCCGAGUUGCCCACACGCAAUUUUCCCGAUGCAUUAUCAAAGCACUCAUUUUUCUCUAUUUCUCAACAUUUCACGCAACAUUGGAUGUUUUUUUUGUGCGUACUAAUAAACGUUGGUGCCAAAUAA
Messenger RNA from Venturia canescens, 3250 nucleotides. RefSeq names its product N-acetyl-alpha-glucosaminidase (gene Naglu). The transcript is spliced from 13 exons. The record is from RefSeq and is a predicted model, not a curated record. Bases 386 to 2689 code for a protein of 767 amino acids. NCBI's taxonomy places the organism in Eukaryota, Metazoa, Arthropoda, Insecta, Hymenoptera, Ichneumonidae.